UUCCAUCUCAGAGGGGCAGAAAAGCAGCAGAUCUUCAGUGAAAUCUACCUUAGUGUCAUGGUAGAGGAAGUCAAACUCAGCUUGAAAGACAAAAGGAAGGACAAGUGUGUGUGGCACGCGGUGCUGCGAAGAGGAGACAUCGCACCCAGCGGGGCGGGCGCAGAUGCACCGUGCGCCAGUUGCCGGCCCCCCAGAUCGCGGCGCAGCCAGCCAGGCUGGGCAGACAGAGGACAAAUCCCAGGAGCCUCCGCGACGACGACAGAGAAGCACUUCCUGGAUCUGCACCGAGUGGAGCUGAUCAACCGCGUCGUCGAAGUGAAGGGCGUCCUGGACCUCCUGCUCGGGGAUGUUCUGGACUUCGAGCAAUACCAAAGGAUCCUGGCGGAGAAAACGUCCCACAGCAGGAUGCGCGAGCUGUUCAAGCUGAUGCCGAGCUGGACUCCCUGGUGCAAGGACCGCAUCUACGAGGCCCUGAAGGAGAAGCACCCACACCUCGUCGAAGAUCUUGAGAAGUAACCAAUGAUGCUCCCCAAUACAGUCCUUCCGUGGAGGAGCAAAGUCCCUCAGGCAGCUCACAAGUGACCUCACCAAUGGCAGCAUCACCGCAGGAUCAACGCCUUGCUGAGGUCGGAAAGCACCUCUGGAGAUCACCUACCCCCACCGCCUUUUUUAUAGCAAGGUCACCUAGAACAGGUUGCCCAGGACCAUGUGUGGUCGGGUUUGGAAUAUCUCCAAGAAUGGAGACUCCACAACCCCCCUGGGCAACCUGGUCCAGUGUUUCCA
Molecule: messenger RNA, 783 nt
Organism: Dromaius novaehollandiae (emu)
Lineage: Eukaryota; Metazoa; Chordata; Aves; Casuariiformes; Dromaiidae
Product: apoptosis-associated speck-like protein containing a CARD
Exons: 4
Coding region: 58-516 (152 amino acids)
Biological process (GO): inflammatory response; regulation of apoptotic process; innate immune response
Cellular component (GO): canonical inflammasome complex
Source: RefSeq, a predicted model, not a curated record